Messenger RNA from Maylandia zebra (zebra mbuna), 16754 nucleotides. The record is from RefSeq and is a predicted model, not a curated record. NCBI's taxonomy places the organism in Eukaryota, Metazoa, Chordata, Actinopteri, Cichliformes, Cichlidae.
GGGCAGCUCCUCCCAUAAUUAAGUUAGUGUGCUGCGCUGGAGGUCCAUGUUUACGGGGCAGACGAAGUAGUUUCCUUCACUCUGUGGAGACUGCAGGAGAAGCUCUCUCACUCUCUUCUGUCUCUGGUUAUUUCUGCAACUCAUCCCUCACUGCGCUGCGACUGGCUGACCUACACGAGGACAAGACGGGGGGUGAAGAAGCAGCAGCAACACCUGCCUAAUCCUUCACUGCUGCCGCCAUCCCUCCGUCCGUUCCCGCUUCCUGCCCAGUCUUGGACCUCGUCUCCGCCGAUCUCUCCGCCACCCCCGCUGCCAUCAUGUGCGACUGUUUCCACCUGGCCUUUCCCAACUGGCACGCUGCCUCCUCUGGGACGAGACCUGGGCGACGGUUGCAAGGCCCUGAGCCUGCCACAGAGGACUCAAUGUGUGAUGAGCCAUCUCAGUUCGCAGAGAGUGAGAGACCACGCCCACAAGGGUCAUCUCCAGUUGAGGAGUAUCCUGAGACUGAAAAAUACAGUGACAGUGAUAAAGAGUGUGAAGCAGAGCAUGACCCACGCCACAAAGGUGGGACUGGAAAGAAAACUAAAAAGUCUGGGCUUGGGUCCAUGUUUGAAAAGCGCUCUACUCCAAAGAUGAGUAAACUCAAGGAAGCUGAGAGCCCUGAAUCUGAGGUGAUAGUGAAAACGGCCAAAGAUGGAUGUGCAGAGGGUCUCAUUUAUGGUGGAGGGGGAAAAGAAGGGAUUUUCAUUAAGGAAGUAGUGCCAGAGUCACCAGCCUCCAAAAAUCUAAAACUGAAAGAAGGUGAUCAGAUUUUGAGUGCCACUGUGUAUUUUGACAACAUGUCAUAUGAGGAUGCCAUUCAGAUUCUGGAGCAUGCUCAGGCAUAUAAACUGAAGCUUUGCUUGAAGCGCAAGCCAGAGAUCACAGAGACCGAACCAGCCAUCGAAUCUGACGUUAUACCUGAAGAAGACCUCCACACUCCACAGAUGAGAGAACAAGGAAAAACUAAAAGACGCGGAGAAGCUCGCAUUUCGUGGCCCAAGUUUUCAUCCUUUGGAAAAGGGCGAAAAUCACGUUUUACAAGGUCUCACAGUUCCUCAGAGGCUGAGGAACAAAGAAAGCUUGAACUCAGCCCAACAACAAGCGACACAGAGUCACCAAUAAAAACUCAGGAUGCUCUCAAAUACAAGAAAAAGCAUAAAAUAAAACUACCUGGUCUGACAAAGAGAGGCCGGAUAAGUUCAUCUGAGGAGCAGGACACAGAUGUGCAAACUGGACAGAUCAGUGGUGACACUCACCACACACAAGAAUCUGAUAUGCUUUCACCUGAGUGCCUUGAAAGCCCCUCAGGAGAAAUGCCUGAAGCCUAUGUGAAAAAAGAUCUGAAAGUAAUGAAAGAUGUGCAACUUGAAGAAACCAAUCUAACGGUCCGUGAAGCUCAACCUAUUCAACAUAAGGUGGAACUUAUCAGUAUAGAUAGCACUUUGAAAACAGCAGAUUUAACUGUGGCUCUAGCAGAUCAAGAAAGCCCCUCUCUUAUCAAGUCCCCUGAGGGGAAAAAAAAGAAGAAAGAAAGGUCUGAAUUAAAAAUGAAAAUUCUGGGGAAGGAUAAAUCACACAAGAAAGAAGCAAAAGCAAAAUCGUCACCAAAAAGGCUAAAAACACUAGGGGCAAGUUUUGACUUAGCUGAUCAUCCUGAAAAUGAAAAAUCUGACUUAAUCCCAAACUUUGAGUCACACACAGAAGAUCCUGCUCUUUAUGCUAAGGUGGAACAUGAUUUAUCUGAUGUUGCAGUUUCACAAAAAAAUCCACAGAAAAGUGAAGCAAAAAGGCAGAAAGGCAAAGAAAUCCAAGAAAAACACGAAGACAGAAGAACAGGGGAAACUGUCAAACUGACGAAACUCAGUUGGGGUGACGUUGGUGCUGAGGAAAUCACAGAUGAUCCUUAUAAGAGACUGGCAAAAAGCAGUGAUUUCAGAACCCAACUUCCCAAACGGGAAGAGAUUGAGAUACCAGCAAAAAGGGGACACAACAAAAGGAGAAAAGCUGAAUUCCUCCGAGAAGUAACGACAUCAAAAGAUGAAAUUAAAAAAGAAAAGGGGCAGAGUGAAGGAGUUGUAUGUGAGGUUGUGAUUCCUGAACUCGAUAGCAUUGAAUACAUUGACUCAGUAGAUGGUUCACCAGCCAAAAAGGACAAUGGCAUUAGGCUUACAGGUUUUGAUGUAAAUCUUGAGUCAAAAACAAACGUGGAUAUUUCCCUGGCAAAAAGUGCAGAAACUGAAGAGCAUGCAGUUAAAUUGCCUCAAUUUGGAGCUAUUACUACAUACAUCAGUGUAAAUGUGCCCGAUGGAGAUAAGCCUAUAAACACUGAUGAAGCUGAGACAAAAACUCUUGAAAGAGAGGGAAAGGGUAGCAAGUUUAAAGUGCCAAAUGUUGGUAUCUCCAUGCCAAGGGCGAAAGGAAUAAAAACGGAUUCAAGUCUAUCAAAGAAAGGUGUAGCUGUGACACCACCGCCUGAGACCGACGUUACACUUGGAAGUGUAGAUGUUUGUAUUGCAGAACGAAUAAUGGAGGCAGAAAAAUAUGACCAGGAAAUAAAACAUCCUCGGGCAGAAGGUGAUUUUGAUAGGCAAGGAGGCAAGUUCAAGAUGCCAAAGUUAGGAAUUGCAAUGCCGAAAAUAAAAGGGUCUGAAUUUGACUUCAGUGCAUCAGAGAAAAAUGAAGAUAUGAAACUGUCAGAAACAAAACGGAAGGUGAAACCCUCUGAUGCCGAAAUUAGAGCUCCUGAAAUGAAAGUUGUAGAAAAGUAUGUAGACGAAUCACCAUCAAAAUUUAAGAUGCCAACAUUCAAGCUACCUAAAUUUGGAUCUCCUGUGGCCAACACCAGUCAUGAAGUACAUGAUAAAUUAAAAGACAUUGAAAUUUGUGAAACACAGCUGAAAUCAACUGAAGGUGUCAAUGUUAACAUUCCAACACCAAAUACUGAUAUUGUGGGAUCAUCUAUUGAUGUGAAAACAGUUGAUGUCAAACCACAGACUGGAAUUAAAACUAAAAUCGAUGUAAGUCUUGGGAGUGCAGAAGCUUUCUUUCCCCAGGAAAAGACUGGAGAUGAAACCGAAGUACAUGAAAGCAAGUUCAAAUUGCCAAAAUUUGGAAUAACAAUGCCAAAAGUAAAAGGACCAGAAGUUGAUUUUAACUUAUUGAAGAGAGAUGUAGAUGAAACACUUGAAGAAGCCAAAACUGAUGCUGAACGUAAAAAACCCUCUGCUCAAAUGGAAACCGAAGAUCCUGAUAUUGAAGAUCUGACAAAGGACAAUGAGAACUCACUUUCAAAAUUUAAGAUGCCCACAUUCAAACUACCAAAAUUUGGAGUUGGUAUCCCAAGUGCCACAACAGAAAUACCUGAUUUGGACACAGGUAUCAAAAUAGAAGGUGCUGAUAUUAGUAUCCCUGAACAGGUUCUUGAAGUGAACAUAGCAGCACCCAGCAUUGAAUUAAAAGAACAUGAAGGCAAAGGAAGUAAGUUCAAAUUGCCAAGUCUUGGAUUUUCUGUCCCUCAAACAAAAGGACCGGACUUUGAUUUAAAUUCUUCAAAGAAAAGCAUAGAUAUUACUCUUCCAGAAGCUGAAGUCAAACUCCCUGAUGUUGAAGUUGAAAAAAAUUCUGCUGAGGUUGAAAUGAAAAUUGAGACUAAGGAAAAAAAAGAAUCACUAUCAAAGGUUAAGAUGCCAACAUUCCACUUACCAAAACUUGGCAUUGGUAUCACAAGUGCAACAGCAAAAGUACCGGAUAUGGACAAAUGUAUCAAAAUAGAUGGUGCUGAUAUUAGUAUCCCCGAAGAGGUUCUUGAAGUUAACAUAGCAGCACCCAGCACUGAAUUGAAAGAGCCUUCAAUCUCCUUGAAAACCAGUGGAUAUGAACAUGAAGUAAAAGGAAGUAAGUUCAAACUGCCAAGUCUUGGAUUUUCUGUCCAUCAAGACAAAGCGCCUGACAUUGAUUUAAGCUCAUCAAAGCAAGACGUACAUAUUACACUUCCAGAAGCUACAGCUGAAGUCAAGCUCCAUGAUGUUGAAGUAGAGAAACCUUCUGUUGAAACUGAAAUUGAAGCUCCUGAGUUCAAAGUUGAGACAAAAGACAAGAAAGGAUCACCAUCAAAGUUUAAGAUGCCUCCAUUCCAAUUACCCAAAUUUGGCAUUGGUAUCACAAGUGCAACAGCAGAGGUACCGGAUAUGGAGAAAGGUAUCAAAAUAGAAGGUGCUGAUAUUGAGAUUCCUGAAGAGGUUCUUGAAGUUAACAUUGCAGCACCCAGCACUGAAUUGAAAGAACUUCCAAUCUCCUUGGAAACCAGUGAAUCUGAAUAUGAUGGAAAAGGAAGUAAGUUCAAGCUGCCAAGUCUUGGAUUGUCUGUCCCAAAAAGAAAAGGGCCUGACACUGAUUUAAGCUUAUCAAAGAAAGAUGUAGAUGUUACACUUCCAGAAGCUAAAGCUAAAGUCACACUCCCUGAUAUGGAAGUGGAAACUGAAGCUCCUGAGUUCAAAGUUGAGACAAAAGACAAAAAAGGAUCACCAUCAAAGUUUAAGAUGCCAACAUUCAAAUUACCCAAAUUUGGUGCCCGUGACACAAGUGCAACAGCAGAGGUACCGGAUAUGGACAAAGGCAUAAAAAUAGAUGGUGGUGAUAUUAGUAUCCCUGAAGAGGUUCUUGAAGUUAACAUAGCAGCACCCAGCACUGAAUUCAAAGAACCUUCACUCACCCUGAAAACUACAGGAGCUGAACGUGAAGGCAAAGGAAGUAAGUUCAAACUGCCAAGUCUUGGAUUGUCUGUCCCUGAAACCAAAGUACCUGACAUUGAUUUAAGCUUAUCGAAGAAAGACGUAGAUGUUACAUAUCCAGAAGCCAAAGCUGAAGCCAAACUCCCUGAUUUUGAAGUAGAGAAACCUUCUGUUGAAGUGGAAACUGAAGCUCCUGAGUUCAAAGUUGAGACAAAAGAUAAAAAAGGAUCACCAUCAAAAUUUAAGAUGCCUACAUUCAAAUUACCCAAAUUUGGCAUUGGUAUCCCAAGUGCCACAGCAAAAGUACCUGAUUUGGACACAGAUGUUAAAGUAGAUGGUGGUGAUAUUAGUAUCCCUGAGGAGGUUCUUGAAGUCAACAUUGCAGCACCCAGCACUGAAUUCAAAGAACCUUCACUCACCCUGAAAACUGCAGGAGCUGAACAUGAAGGCAAAGGAAGUAAGUUCAAACUGCCAAGUCUUGGAUUGUCUGUCCCUCAAGCCAAGGGACCUGACAUUGAUUUAAGUUUAUCAGAGAAAGACGUAGAAGUUACACUUCCAGAAGCCAACGCUGAAGUCAAACUCCGUGAUGUUGAAAUUGAAAAAUCUUCUGUUGAAGUGGAAAUUGAAGCUCCUGAGAUAAAGAUUGAAACAAAGGGAAAGAAAGGAUCACCAUCAAAGUUUAAGAUGCCAACAUUCCAAUUGCCAAAAUUUGGAGUGGGUAUCACAAGUACAACAGCAGAGGUACCGGAUAUGGAGAAAGGCAUAAAAAUAGAUGGUGCUGAUAUUGAGAUUCCUGAAGAGGUUCUUGAAGUUAACAUAGCAGCACCCAGCACUGAAUUCAAAGAACCUUCACUCACCCUGAAAACUGCAGGAGCUGAACAUGAAGUAAAAGGAAGUAAGUUCAAACUGCCAAGUCUCGGAUUGUCUGUCCCAAAAACAAAAGGGUCUGACAUUGAUUUAAGCUUAUCGAAGAAAGACGUAAAAGUUACACUUCAAGAAGAUAAAGCUGAAGUCAAACUCCCUGAUGUUGAAGUAGAGAAACCUUCUGUUGAAGUGGAAAUUGAAGCUCCUGAGAUAAAGAUUGAAACAAAGGGAAAGAAAGGAUCACCAUCAAAGUUUAAGAUGCCAACAUUCCAAUUUCCAAAAUUUGGAGUGGGUGUCACAAGUGCAACAGCAGAGGUACCGGAUAUGGACAAAGGCAUAAAAAUAGAUGGUGCUGAUAUUAAGAUUCCUGAAGAGGUUCUUGAAGUUGGCGUUGCAGCACCCAGCACUGAAUUAAAAGAACCUUCAAUCUCCUUGAAAACCAGUGGAUAUGAACAUGAAGUAAAAGGAAGUAAGUUCACACUGCCAAGUCUUGGAUUGUCUGUCCCAAAAACCAAAGGGCCUGACAUUGAUUUAAGCUUAUCGAAGAAAGACGUGCAUGUUACACUUCCAGAAGCCAAAGCUGAAGUCAAACUCCCUGAUGUUGAAGUAGAGAAACCUUCUGUUGAAGUGGAAAUUGAAGCUCCUGAGUUCAAAGUUGAGACAAAAGAUAAAAAAGGAUCACCAUCAAAAUUUAAGAUGCCUACAUUCAAAUUACCCAGAUUUGGCAUUGGUAUCCCAAGUGGUACAGCAAAAGUACCUGAUUUGGACACAGAUGUUAAAGUAGAAGGAGCUGAUAUUAGUAUACCUAAAGAGGUUCUUGAAGUUAACAUAGCAGCACCCAGCACUGAAUUCAAAGAACCUUCACUCACCCUGAAAACUACAGGAGCUGAACAUGAAGGAAAAGGAAGUAAGUUCAAACUGCCAAGUCUUGGAUUGUCUGUCCCUCAAGCCAAAGGACCAGAUAUCAAUUUAAGUUUAUCAGAGAAAGAUGUAGAUAUUACACUUCCAGAAGCCAAAGCUGAAGUCAAGCUCCCUGAUGUUGAAGUUGAAAAACCUUCUGUUGAAGUGGAAAUUGAAGCUCCUGAGAUAAAGAUUGAAACAAAGGGAAAGAAAGGAUCACCAUCAAAGUUUAAGAUGCCAACAUUCCAAUUGCCAAAAUUUGGAGUGGGUGUCACAAGUGCAACAGCAGAGGUACCGGAUAUGGACAAAGGCAUAAAAAUAGAUGGUGCUGAUAUUGAGAUUCCUGAAGAGGUUCUUGAAGUUAACAUUGCAGCACCCAGCACUGAAUUAAAAGAACCUUCAAUCUCCUUGAAAACCAGUGGAUCUGAACAUGAAGGAAAAGGAAGUAAGUUCAAACUGCCAAGUCUUGGAUUGUCUGUCACAAAAACCAAAGGGCCUGACAUUGAUUUAAGCUUAUCAAAGAAAGAUGUAGAUGCUGCACUUCCAGAAGCUAAAGCUGAAAUCAAACUCCCUGAUGUUGAAGUAGAGAAACCUUCUGUUGAAGUGGAAAUUGAAGCUCCUGAGUUCAAAGUUGAGACAAAAGACAAAAAAGGAUCACCAUCAAAGUUUAAGAUGCCUACAUUCAAAUUACCCAGAUUUGGCAUUGGUAUCCCAAGUGCCACAGCAAAAGUACCUGAUUUGGACACGGAUGUUAAAGUAGAUGGUGGUGAUAUGAGUAUCCCUGAAGAGGUUCUUAAAGUUAACAUAGCAGCACCCAGCACUGAAUUCAAAGAACCUUCACUCACCCUGAAAACUACAGGAGCUGAACAUGAAGGAAAAGGAAGUAAGUUCAAACUGCCAAGUCUUGGAUUGUCUGUCCCUCAAGCCAAAGGACCAGAUAUCAAUUUAAGUUUAUCAAAGAAAGAUGUUGAUGUUACACUUCCAGAAGCCAAAGCUGAAGUCAAACUCCGUGAUGUUGAAAUUGAAAAACCUUCUGUUGAAGUGGAAAUUGAAGCUCCUGAGAUAAAGAUUGAAACAAAGGGAAAGAAAGGAUCACCAUCAAAGUUUAAGAUGCCAACAUUCCAAUUGCCAAAAUUUGGAGUGGGUGUCACAAGUGCAACAGCAGAGGUACCGGAUAUGGACAAAGGCAUAAAAAUAGAUGGUGCUGAUAUUAAGAUUCCUGAAGAGGUUCUUGAAGUUGGCGUUGCAGCACCCAGCACUGAAUUAAAAGAACCUUCAAUCUCCUUGAAAACCAGUGGAUCUGAACAUGAAGGAAAAGGAAGUAAGUUCAAACUGCCAAGUCUUGGAUUGUCUGUCCCAAAAACCAAAGGGCCUGACAUUGAUUUAAGCUUAACGAAGAAAGAUGUAGAUGCUGCACUUCCAGAAGCUAAAGCUGAAGUCAAACUCCCUGAUGUUGAAGUAGAGAAACCUUCUGUUGAAAUUGAAGCUCCUGAGUUCAAAGUUGAGACAAAAGAUAAAAAGGAUCACCAUCAAAAUUUAAGAUCAAAAGUACCUGAUUUGGACACGGAUGUUAAAGUAGAUGGUGGUGAUAUUAGUAUCCCUGAAGAGGUUCUUGAAGUUAACAUAGCAGCACCCAGCACUGAAUUCAAAGAACCUUCACUCACCCUGAAAACUGCAGGAGCUGAACAUGAAGGAAAAGGAAGUAAGUUCAAACUGCCAAGUCUUGGAUUGUCUGUCCCUCAAGCCAAAGGACCAGAUAUCGAUUUAAGUUUAUCGAAGAAAGAUGUUGAUGUUACACUUCCAGAAGCCAAAGCUGAAGUCAAACUCCGUGAUGUUGAAAUUGAAAAACCUUGUGUUGAAGUGGAAAUUGAAGCUCCUGAGAUAAAGACAGAAACAAAGGGAAAGAAAGGAUCACCAUCAAAGUUUAAGAUGCCAACAUUCCAAAUUCCAAAAUUUGGAGUGGGUGUCACAAGUGCAACAGCAGAGGUACCGGAUAUGGACAAAGGCAUAAAAAUAGAUGGUGCUGAUAUUAAGAUUCCUGAAGAGGUUCUUGAAGUUGGCGUUGCAGCACCCAGCACUGAAUUAAAAGAACCUUCAAUCUCCUUGAAAACCAGUGGAUAUGAACAUGAAGGAAAAGGAAGUAAGUUCAAACUGCCAAGUCUUGGAUUGUCUGUCCCUCAAGCCAAAGGACCAGAUAUCAAUUUAAGUUUAUCAGAGAAAGAUGUAGAUAUUACACUUCCAGAAGCCAAAGCUGAAGUCAAGCUCCCUGAUGUUGAAGUUGAAAAACCUUCUGUUGAAGUGGAAAUUGAAGCUCCUGAGAUAAAGAUUGAAACAAAGGGAAAGAAAGGAUCACCAUCAAAGUUUAAGAUGCCAACAUUCCAAUUGCCAAAAUUUGGAGUGGGUGUCACAAGUGCAACAGCAGAGGUACCGGAUAUGGACAAAGGCAUAAAAAUAGAUGGUGCUGAUAUUGAGAUUCCUGAAGAGGUUCUUGAAGUUAACAUUGCAGCACCCAGCACUGAAUUAAAAGAACCUUCAAUCUCCUUGAAAACCACAAGUCUUGGAUUGUCUGUCGCAAAAACCAAAGGGCCUGACAUUGAUUUAAGCUUAACGAAGAAAGAUGUAGAUGCUGCACUUCCAGAAGCUAAAGCUGAAAUCAAACUCCCUGAUGUUGAAGUAGAGAAACCUUCUGUUGAAAUUGAAGCUCCUGAGUUCAAAGUUGAGACAAAAGAUAAAAAAGGAUCACCAUCAAAAUUUAAGAUGCCUACAUUCAAAUUACCCAGAUUUGGCAUUGGUAUCCCAAGUGGUACAGCAAAAGUAUCUGAUUUGGACACGGAUGUUAAAGUAGAUGGUGCUGAUAUUAGUAUCCCUGAAGAGGUUCUUGAAGUUAACAUAGCAGCACCCAGCACUGAAUUCAAAGAACCUUCACUCACCCUGAAAACUGCAGGAGCUGAACAUGAAGGAAAAGGAAGUAAGUUCAAACUGCCAAGUCUUGGAUUGUCUGUCCCUCAAGCCAAAGGACCAGAUAUCGAUUUAAGUUUAUCGAAGAAAGAUGUUGAUGUUACACUUCCAGAAGCCAAAGCUGAAGUCAAACUCCGUGAUGUUGAAAUUGAAAAACCUUGUGUUGAAGUGGAAAUUGAAGCUCCUGAGAUAAAGACAGAAACAAAGGGAAAGAAAGGAUCACCAUCAAAGUUUAAGAUGCCAACAUUCCAAAUUCCAAAAUUUGGAGUGGGUGUCACAAGUGCAACAGCAGAGGUACCGGAUAUGGACAAAGGCAUAAAAAUAGAUGGUGCUGAUAUUAAGAUUCCUGAAGAGGUUCUUGAAGUUGGCGUUGCAGCACCCAGCACUGAAUUAAAAGAACCUUCAAUCUCCUUGAAAACCAGUGGAUAUGAACAUGAAGGAAAAGGAAGUAAGUUCAAACUGCCAAGUCUUGGAUUGUCUGUCCCUCAAGCCAAAGGACCAGAUAUCAAUUUAAGUUUAUCAAAGAAAGAUGUAAAUAUUACACUUCCAGAAGCCAAAGCUGAAGUCAAGCUCCCUGAUGUUGAAGUUGAAAAACCUUCUGUUGAAGUGGAAAUUGAAGCUCCUGAGAUAAAGAUUGAAACAAAGGGAAAGAAAGGAUCACCAUCAAAGUUUAAGAUGCCAACAUUCCAAUUGCCAAAAUUUGGAGUGGGUGUCACAAGUUCAACAGCAGAGGUACCGGAUAUGGACAAAGGCAUAAAAAUAGAUGGUGCUGAUAUUGAGAUUCCUGAAGAGGUUCUUGAAGUUAACAUUGCAGCACCCAGCACUGAAUUAAAAGAACCUUCAAUCUCCUUGAAAACCAGUGGAUAUGAACAUGAAUGCAACAGCAGAGGUACCGGAUAUGGACAAAGGCAUAAAAUAGAUGGUGCUGAUAUUGAGAUUCCUGAAGAGGUUCUUGAAGUUAACAUUGCAGCACCCAGCACUGAAUUAAAAGAACCUUCAAUCUCUUUGAAAACCAGUGGAUCUGAACAUGAAGGAAAAGGAAGUAAGUUCAAACUGCCAAGUCUUGGAUUGUCUGUCCCAAAAACCAAAGGGCCUGACAUUGAUUUAAGCUUAUCAAAGAAAGAUGUAGAUGCUGCACUUCCAGAAGCUAAAGCUGAAAUCAAACUCCCUGAUGUUGAAGUAGAGAAACCUUCUGUUGAAGUGGAAAUUGAAGCUCCUGAGUUCAAAGUUGAGACAAAAGACAAAAAAGGAUCACCAUCAAAGUUUAAGAUGCCUACAUUCAGAUUACCCAGAUUUGGCAUUGGUAUCCCAAGUGCCACAGCAAAAGUACCUGAUUUGGACACGGAUGUUAAAGUAGAUGGUGGUGAUAUGAGUAUCCCUGAAGAGGUUCUUAAAGUUAACAUAGCAGCACCCAGCACUGAAUUCAAAGAACCUUCACUCACCCUGAAAACUACAGGAGCUGAACAUGAAGGAAAAGGAAGUAAGUUCAAACUGCCAAGUCUUGGAUUGUCUGUCCCUCAAGCCAAAGGACCAGAUAUCAAUUUAAGUUUAUCAAAGAAAGAUGUUGAUGUUACACUUCCAGAAGCCAAAGCUGAAGUCAAACUCCGUGAUGUUGAAAUUGAAAAACCUUGUGUUGAAGUGGAAAUUGAAGCUCCUGAGAUAAAGAUUGAAACAAAGGGAAAGAAAGGAUCACCAUCAAAGUUUAAGAUGCCAACAUUCCAAAUUCCAAAAUUUGGAGUGGGUGUCACAAGUGCAACAGCAGAGGUACCGGAUAUGGACAAAGGCAUAAAAAUAGAUGGUGCUGAUAUUGAGAUUCCUGAAGAGGUUCUUGAAGUUGGCGUUGCAGCACCCAGCACUGAAUUAAAAGAACCUUCAAUCUCCUUGAAAACCAGUGGAUCUGAACAUGAAGGAAAAGGAAGUAAGUUCAAACUGCCAAGUCUUGGAUUGUCUGUCCCAAAAACCAAAGGGCCUGACAUUGAUUUAAGCUUAACGAAGAAAGAUGUAGAUGCUGCACUUCCAGAAGCUAAAGCUGAAAUCAAACUCCCUGAUGUUGAAGUAGAGAAACCUUCUGUUGAAAUUGAAGCUCCUGAGUUCAAAGUUGAGACAAAAGAUAAAAAAGGAUCACCAUCAAAAUUUAAGAUGCCUACAUUCAAAUUACCCAGAUUUGGCAUUGGUAUCCCAAGUGGUACAGCAAAAGUACCUGAUUUGGACACAGAUGUUAAAGUAGAUGGUGGUGAUAUUAGUAUCCCUGAAGAGGUUCUUGAAGUCAACAUAGCAGCACCCAGCACUGAAUUCAAAGAACCUUCACUCACCCUGAAAACUGCAGGAGCUGAACAUGAAGGAAAAGGAAGUAAGUUCAAACUGCCAAGUCUUGGAUUGUCUGUCCCUCAAGCCAAAGGACCAGAUAUCGAUUUAAGUUUAUCGAAGAAAGAUGUUGAUGUUACACUUCCAGAAGCCAAAGCUGAAGUCAAACUCCGUGAUGUUGAAAUUGAAAAACCUUGUGUUGAAGUGGAAAUUGAAGCUCCUGAGAUAAAGACAGAAACAAAGGGAAAGAAAGGAUCACCAUCAAAGUUUAAGAUGCCAACAUUCCAAAUUCCAAAAUUUGGAGUGGGUGUCACAAGUGCAACAGCAGAGGUACCAGAUAUGGACAAAGGCAUAAAAAUAGAUGGUGCUGAUAUUAAGAUUCCUGAAGAGGUUCUUGAAGUUGGCGUUGCAGCACCCAGCACUGAAUUAAAAGAACCUUCAAUCUCCUUGAAAACCAGUGGAUAUGAACAUGAAGUAAAAGGAAGUAAGUUCACACUGCCAAGUCUUGGAUUGUCUGUCCCAAAAACCAAAGGGCCUGACAUUGAUUUAAGCUUAUCGAAGAAAGAUGUGCAUGUUACACUUCCAGAAGCCAAAGCUGAAGUCAAACUCCCUGAUGUUGAAGUAGAGAAACCUUCUGUUGAAGUGGAAAUUGAAGCUCCUGAGUUCAAAGUUGAGACAAAAGAUAAAAAAGGAUCACCAUCAAAAUUUAAGAUGCCUACAUUCAAAUUACCCAGAUUUGGCAUUGGUAUCCCAAGUGGUACAGCAAAAGUAUCUGAUUUGGACACGGAUGUUAAAGUAGAUGGUGCUGAUAUUAGUAUCCCUGAAGAGGUUCUUGAAGUCAACAUUGCAGCACCCAGCACUGAAUUCAAAGAACCUUCACUCACCCUGAAAACUGCAGGAGCUGAACAUGAAGGAAAAGGAAGUAAGUUCAAACUGCCAAGUCUUGGAUUGUCUGUCCCUCAAACAAAAGGGCCUGACAUUGAUUUAAGUUUAUCAAAGAAAGAUGUAGAUGUUACACUUCCAGAAGCCAAAGCUGAAGUCAAGCUCCCUGAUGUUGAAAUUGAAAAACCUUCUGUUGAAGUUGGAAUUGAAGCUCCUGAGAUAAAGAUUGAAACAAAGGGAAAGAAAGGAUCACCAUCAAAGUUUAAGAUGCCAACAUUCCAAAUUCCAAAAUUUGGAGUUGGUGUCACAAGUUCAACAGCAGAGGCACCGGAUAUGGACAAAGGUAUGAAAAUAGAUGGUGCUGAUAUUGAGAUUCCUGAAGAGGUUCUUGAAGUUGGCGUUGCAGUACCCAGCACUGAAUUAAAAGAACCUUCAAUCUCCUUGAAAACCAGUGGAUAUGAACAUGAAGUAAAAGGAAGUAAGUUCAAACUGCCAAGUCUUGGAUUGUCUUUCCCUCAAACAAAAGGGCCUGACAUUGAUUUAAGCUUAUCGAAGAAAGAUGUAGAUGUUACAGUUCCAAAAGCCAAAGCUGACAAAGCUGGUAAGGCCCCUGAGGAAGACAUCAGCAUUGAUGUUCCCGGAGUUGAUGUCAUACUACCAGAAGUCAAAACAGAUGUACAUCUUCCAGAUACCGACCUUAAAGAAUCCUCACAUAUUAUCAUAGAGGGGGGAACCGAUACAAACCUUGAGGCUAAAUUGAAAAAGCCAAGAUUUUCAUUGCCAAAAUUUUCAUUUUCCAAGCAAAGUGUAAAAGACCCUGAAGUCGAUAUCAGUCUCCCAAAAACUGAUGUUAUUUUUCUGCAAGGUGAUAUAGUCAAACAACCUGACAAUGAGUUCAGUAUGGAAGUAAGUGAUGUGAAUAAAGGAAUUAAAAUUGAUGCAGCACCCGGCAUUGACUCUGAAGGUUUAGCUGUAGAUGUGAAAGCUAAAGGAGGUGAGAUAUCUGGAAGCAAGUUUAAAAUGCCAAAUCUGGCCAUCUCAAUGACCAAAGUUAAAAGUCCUGAAACAGAUUUAAGUUUAUCAAAGAAAGAUGUUGAUAUUUCCUUACCAGAGGUAACAGCUGACAUCAAACUACUACAUAUUGAAGGCAAAGAAACUGAGGGUUCUACUUCAUUACCGGAAACACCUACAAAUGAGGCCGAAGUCAAGUCAAAACGACCAAGUUGGACAUUUCCAAAAUUUUCCUUUUCAAGGACAGCCGAUAAGGCCCCAGCUAUUGAUGUCAAAAUUGAAACACCCAAAGCUGAGAGUAUAUCAAGCAAAACAGAAGUCUGUCUAGCAGAAGCUGAAAUCAAAGGACCUUCAAUGGAAGAACCACCUGCUGAAGAAACUGAAACAAACUUGAAAAAACCUAAAUUUUCACUUCCGAGAUUUUCUUUUUCAAAGUCAAGUAUUAAAGAAUCGGAGUUAAGUGAUGAGCUUCCACAAGCUGAUGUUUCUGUUUCAGAGGGAGAAAUAAAAGUUAAACAACCUGAAAUGGAAAUUAAAGCUCCUGAGAAAGAAGCUGGGCAAGGAAGCCCAUUUAAGUUCCCAAAUUUAGGCAUUGUACAAACAAAACCAAAAGGACCUGAAGUGGAUUUAAAAUCAUCAAUAAACAAUGUUGACAGCAAACGGCCAGAAAUAAAAGCAGAGGUCAAAAUCUCAGAAGAAGUCAAACAAUCGUCAUCUAGUUUGGGAAUCAAGUCUUCUGAGACAAAAGCAAAAUCAAAAGAUGCUGAAGGAUCCCCUUUAAAAGAAAAAAUUUCACCACUGAAAAUGCCAAAAUUUAGCAGUGCUUCCUUUGACGUUACCAUGGAAGCACCCAAAACAGGAAAAGUAAUUGACAUUCAUGGAUCUAAACCUAAGGAGGAUAUUUCUGUCACCGACAAAGAUUCGAUUGUUAAUAUUAAAAUGGAUUAUUCCAAAGGUAUAAUAUCAGAAUCCGAAACACCCAAGACUGAGACUGAUGUUGUGGGUCUUCCAUCACCAAGUAAAUUCAAACUACCAUCUUUUAAAAUGCCCAGGCUUAGCUUCUCAAAGUCUAAACCUGAAGAGGAACAGCUUCCUGCUGAAAUAGAAGAUAAAGAAGCUCAACUGGAAAUGGAAGUUGAAACAAAAGGAGAAAGUAAAUCACCAAAAAUGAUUCUGACAUCAUUUGGUGAGAUCCUAAAGACUAUUGAUGUUGAAUUUGAUGUUCCAAAAGCAGACCAAGUUGAAGAAAAUCUUGUAGUCUCAAAAGAAGUUCAAGAAAUAGGCGAACAUGCUGGAAAGCAAUUAGAAGCAAAGGAAAAAGGAACAAGUACCAUACAAGAUAUUUCCAAGAGUCCCGAGAGGACAGGUUGGUUUAAAUUUCCUAAGUUUGGCCUGUCUUCCCCUUCAGAAGCCCCCAGUGCUCCUGAGAAAUGUGAACAAAAGGAUGAAAAGAGUCCAGUAGGGGGAAUGGGGGACGAGGAAAUUAGCCCCACCUUUUCUGUCCAAUCAUCGGAUGCCUUCGCUGAUAUAAGUUCUGCAGUCACAAGUGAGCAUGUUGGCCCAUCCAUAUCUUCCCCAACAAAGGUAACUGUCAAAUAUUCUGAUCCAAAUGUUGCUACUGAGCUUGAAGAGACACACAGUAACAUCUUUACUUCGGCCACGAGGACUGAACUGAUCUCAGUUCAGCCUAACUUACCGGAGAAAAUCACUAUUCUGUCCUCUGGAAUAUCAUCGUCAUCAGAAGACACGUGCAGAUUGGAAUCGAGAAAACUACACGUCAUUACAACAAAUAUACAAGCAACCCCAGAAGCACAGCAUGCCCAGUUACUAACUGAUAUUGAAGCUGAAUUAGCUGAAGGCCUUCCCUUAAAAUCAGAAGCUAAUGAAACUACAUCAUGGACUGUGGAAGGCUCAGACAGUGGCAACAGAGCGGUGUUUGAGAGGCACUUAGUGACGAAAACCUCAACUGAAAGAAGUGAAAGCAGAGAGACAAUUGUUAUAACCAAACAAAUUACUCAUGUAUUUGACUCUUCUGAGCCCAUCUCUGGUGAGACAGCGUCAUCUAUACAGCGACUGAGAGACUCUGUGCACUCUGAGAAAAUGAGGUUCUUUGACGAUGCUGAGAAGUGAGGCAACUGGAAAUAAUUCAUGUGUAAAGAUACUAUUUCUCUUUGCCUAGACCUGAAUGUCAGAGGAGACAAGUGAAUGAAAACAUGCUGGAAACUGGGAAAGGAAGUUAGCAUGUUUAACUUACCGAUCACAGAGAACAAUCUGUCAGUGUUCAGGCAUUACAACAUGAUGGUGAUGUGCUGUGCUAUGAUGCUGACCUACAAAAGAAAUAUGCAUUCCUGUAAUUCACGCUGACAGUCUGUUGAAGAUACUAACAAUGUGUAUAACUGUGUCCUUACUUCAAAUUGUAGCAAGGCCUUAGCAAAUAUCCUUGCUCAAGAUGCAGAAUGUUUGACUUUUGCUUACCAAAAUCUCUAAAACUCAUUUUGCAGUUUUUCACUAUUGACUAAUUUACUUGUGUGUGUACUUUACAAAAUGAUAAUCACCAGUGCCGUCAACUAAAAUUUCUGACUGUUUGAGACUGAUGCAAAAAUCAAUUUAUUUUACUGACAUUCCAAAUUGUGUUUACAGUAAUUUCACUAUAACGCUUACAGUAUAUACAAACUACAAUAGCAUAAUGCAGUUAAGAUAGAACAAAGAAUAUGUACGUAUUGCACCAAGAUACUGUUGUCGCUGUAGCUAAAAUGUAAAGAGACAAUAGCAAUGCAAAGCUGAAAUGAAAAGCGUAUGAUCAAACAGAGCAAAUGUACUGCUAAAACUAUAUUUUUUAUUAAUACUUUGCUACUUUGAACCUAAUUUGCCACACUAGAAAUCUGUCUGGACUCUGUUUUCUUUCCAUAUCUCUGUACAAAGUGGGGCUAUUGAACCGGCUAUAUAAAUAGCUUUUAAUGACCUUUGAAAUUUUAUUGGAUAACUGCUCAUGUUUGUAUUCUGAUAGGCUUUAACUUAACUUGUUUGCAAAGUUAUAGACAAUAAAUGCUAUUAUAUCCAAAA